This is a messenger RNA of Cavenderia fasciculata, 291 nucleotides long. RefSeq lists its product as uncharacterized. The coding region runs from base 1 to 291 and encodes 96 amino acids. The transcript is spliced from 3 exons. The record is from RefSeq and is a predicted model, not a curated record. Lineage: Eukaryota; Evosea; Eumycetozoa; Acytosteliales; Cavenderiaceae.
AUGAAUAAUGAUUUUUAUAAUAGUAAUAAUAGUCAACAAAGAUCAACAGAGUUAUUUUCAAGAAUAUUGAAUCAUGUGAUCAUUAGAAGAUGUUCUAAAAUGUCGUAUUCAUGGGAAGAACUAAAAGAUAAUAUUGAUCAGUUGUCAAGAUACGGAUACAUUGAUCAAAUUAAAAGGGUGGUUGAAUAUCAAGAACAAGUGGUCUAUUCAAAGUAUCGUUGGACUAGUGAUAAAGAUAGAGAUAUACCAUAUACUCCUCAUUUGGUGACUGUUAUCAAAGAUUUGGAAUAG